AUGCUGUAUACUUUAGCAGGAGGAGGCACCCUGUGCGGCGUGGCCGCCCUUGUGCUUCUCAUAGUUUCUACAGCGACGGACUUCUGGAUGCAGUAUCGAUACUCUGGUAGCUCGGCCAAUCAGGGGCUUUGGAGAUUCUGCAUCAACCACAAAUGCCACGCCCACACCAUCACUGUAGCCUUCUGGGAUGCCACACGGGCCUUCAUGCUGCUGUCAGUGCUGAGCUGUUUUGCUGGCGUGGUGCUUGGACUGAGCGCCUUCACUAACGGCACCAAGAACAGGAGAGUGCGCACAGGUGGCAUCGCCCUGGUCCUGUCAGGUUUUCUCGCUCUGCUGGCUUUGGCAAUUUACACCGGUGUGACUGUUACCUUCUUUGGCAAACGCUUCUUGGACUGGCGUUUUUCCUGGUCCUACAUCAUAGGCUGGGUUGCCAUUAUUUUGGCCUUUGCAGCAGGUGUGUUCCAGCUCUGUGCCUACCAGCGGACCACUGCAGAACCCGCUCCCUCCAAUAACCCAGAGAGCUGA
Molecule: messenger RNA, 525 nt
Organism: Oreochromis aureus
Lineage: Eukaryota; Metazoa; Chordata; Actinopteri; Cichliformes; Cichlidae
Gene: lim2.2
Product: lens intrinsic membrane protein 2.2
Exons: 4
Coding region: 1-525 (174 amino acids)
Cellular component (GO): plasma membrane
Molecular function (GO): structural constituent of eye lens
Source: RefSeq, a predicted model, not a curated record